Molecule: messenger RNA, 11312 nt
Organism: Bacillus rossius redtenbacheri
Lineage: Eukaryota; Metazoa; Arthropoda; Insecta; Phasmatodea; Bacillidae
Exons: 13
Coding region: 112-9345 (3077 amino acids)
Biological process (GO): exocytosis; intracellular protein transport; respiratory gaseous exchange by respiratory system
Cellular component (GO): exocytic vesicle; extracellular region; plasma membrane
Molecular function (GO): small GTPase binding; neurexin family protein binding
Source: RefSeq, a predicted model, not a curated record
GCGACCCGGCGCAGCGCCGUGCUGGCGUGUCCGGGUGGGUGAAGGGAGGGAGGGGGGCGUGUCGGCGAAGAGGGCUACCUGUUGCCGUCACCACGCCGCUCGCGAGAGACGAUGACCGAGAACAAGCGCGCCGGCGGCGCGGCCUGGCAGCAGGACUGGGCCUGGUCGACCACCUCUGUGCUGCCCGGCCUGCUUCAGCUGACGGAGCGCGAGCAGCAGAUCAUCCUGCGGGUGCUGCAGCGCGACGAGGAGCUGCGCCGCUUGCACCAGCUGCGCGUCACGAGACUGAAGGCGGAGCUGCAGGCGCUGCGCCGGCGCGGCGCGCUCAGGACAGACGGCAGCGACGACGCCGCAGCCGGGGCCCGCUGCUGCGCCAGAUGCCGCGCCGAGCUGGGCCGCGUCGUGAACCGGGGCGCCGACUGCCGCGCCUGCCGCCUGCUGGUGUGCAAGUCGUGCCGCGAGUACGGCCCCGCCGCCGCCACUGACUGGGUCUGCUGCGUCUGCCGCAAGCGCAUGGAGAUCCAGGCGGCCUCGGGCGAGUGGGUGAACGAGUACGCGCGCCGGCCCGCCAGACGCCGAGACCCGCGCCUGUGUCUGCCCCCGGCCGACCUUCUGAAGAGGAGCAUCCGUCGCUCCUGGACCAUCUCCAACUCGACCUCGCGCUGGGCCGCGCUGCGCGGCUCGCCCGAGCUGCGGCCCUACAGCAGCCUGCCUCGCCAGCGCCGCCACGACGACGACUACGACGUCGGCUCCUCCCCCGCGGUCCAGGCACGCCAGACGCCGCCGCCGCCGCCGCCGCCGCGGUGCAAGCAGCUGUCCGAGGACUCGACCGGCGCCCGGCUCGUGCCCUGGCAGGCGCUGCUGGCGCGCGGCCGGGCCCGCUCCGAGGACUGCCCGCGCGCCGCCGCCUCCACUCCCGCCACCCCCGGGUCGUGGUCCGCCUCGCCGCCCAGGCGGCGGCACAUUUCCUUCGACGUCUCCCUGGAGGAAGACCAGCGCCCGUCCUCCCCCGUGCCCAUAUUCCAGCCGCAGAGGUCUCCGCUGACGUCGACGACCGCCGCGGUGCCGCAGAGGUUCUCCAUCUCGCCGCAGCAGCGGAGGGCGCUGUUCGGGCGCGGCGACCGGCGCUGCGGGGACGCCGCCCCCGCAGCGCCGCCCCCGGCCCCCGCCCCCGCCCCCGGGCUCGACUUCGACGUGGAGCCACUGAGCGGCGCGGUGUUCCGCAAGGUGACGGUGAAGAAGAGGCGCCAGGAGACCCGGAGGGUGGUCGACGACAGUCACCUGCUCCUCGGGGGUCGACGACGCACCACGACGCGCAUCACCGAGAGCUUCCGGGUGACCGAGGUGGCGCGCCGGGUGUCGGCGGCUCCCUUCUUCGACGAAGUCGACGCCGCGGGCUGCUGGAGCGUGCUGCAGCCCGACGGCGACGACUACAAGCUCGUCUUCAUCAGCUCCGACUCUUCGUCCAAGGACGAGGAGGAAGAGGAGGAGGAGGACUCCGACACGUCAUCGACGGCGUCCGGCGGGUUCGGCCUGGACGACUGCGACUGGGACUACUUCGAGGCGUCGACGGCGGAAGGCGGAGCUCGGCGCCAGCCCGGCGGCUGCGCCAGGGCCGUCGCGGCCUGCAACCGCCCCCGGAGGACGUCCUGCGAGACGUGCGGCGCGCUGGGGCUCGGCCCGGGGCUGUACGGCGUGCCGGUGCCCGUGCCCAUUCCCGUGCCGGUGCCCAUACCGGUGCCCGUGCUGUGGGCGCCCGACGACGACGUGCGGAUCCGCCUCCGCGGGCUCCAGCGGCCCGUGUGCCUGGGCCCGUGGCGCGCGCAAACCCCGCCGCCCCCGCCGCCGCCGCCGGGCGACGACGACGCGGUGCUGGUGAGCUUCAGGCCGCUGCAGGAGCCACCCGCUCCUGCCCGCGCGGACUGGUUCAGCGACUCGUCCACAGAUGGCGGCGCGGUCCGCGCGCGACGACCCUCCCCUCCUCCGCCCGCCGAGAGAGAGCCGCCUCAGUCGAGAUCAUGCGGCAGCCGGCGGCGGUCCGCGCGGACUACCUGCGACCUCCUGCCGCCCGGAGAGGAGAUGCUAUCCUCGGGGUCUUCGUCGUCGGCGUCGUCGGACGGCGAGUGUUCGCGGCCGCUCGCCCGGGAGUACCGCUUCUGCGACGACGACGACGGCGGCAGUUCCUCCGAGUCGUCCCUGGCUUCGUCGUCGUCGGACGAUGAGGACGGCCACUUCGCCGAGGUGAUGGUCGUGAACGCGGACGCCCGGGGAGCCGGGUCUUCCUCCGAGGAGUCGGGCGUGGAUACGGACAGGGACGCAGACGAAGACCCUGGCGUCGUCGCGGCGGUCGUGCUGACGCGCGUGAAGCAGCUGGCGGACUUGGACGCGCCUCAGAAGUGCGCCGACGACGAAGAGACGGUCGAGCUGGGAGGACCCGGGGCCGGCGGCGUCGUCGCCCGCCUGCAGGAAGAAGACGCGGACGCGUGCGCGACGAACGUGGUGCUCAAGUGCGUGAGGUACCUGGACGAGGACUCCUGCGUCCCAGGACCGCGAGUAGCGCGCGCGGAUAACGUUGUGGAGGCAGAAGAGCCGGCGACCGUCGUCGAAAACGGCGGCGAUUGCGCUAUCGCGGAUCGCGGCGAUAAUCUCGAGAGAGGAGCGAUAACGCCGGUUCGUGAAAACAGCGGGGCGGGCGCGAUAUCUGCGGACGUUGACGAUGGGGCAGACGCGACAUACGUCGGCGGUGAAAAUGUGAUUUCUGUGGGUUGCGAGCGUGGCGAGGCAGUGACGAUGCCUGCAUCAGGUGUUGACGAUCGCGAGGCAGCUGGCGACGGCGAAAAUGGGGAAUCCAUCUCACUGUCUCCAGGCGGCGAUGACGGCGAAACAUCUGUGGACAGUGGAAACAGUGAUGCAGUUGCAGUUACUGGAGGCAGUGAAACUGGCAGGGCAGCCCUCGGCACUGAAAGCGACGAAGGAGAUCUAAUUAGCUCAGGCAGUGAAAAUAUCAGUGCAUCUACAGGCAGUGAAAAUAACAAAGCAGUUGUACUGGCUACUUGUUUUGAAAAUGGCUCGUUGAUUGUCAGCAGUGAAAAUAGCGACGCAACUAAAGUUAUUGUUGGCAUUGAAAAUAGCUUGUCAACUGCAGGCAGUGAAAAUGACUUGGCAGCUGUGGAUGGUGAAAGUAGCGAAACCGGUGAAAAUGCCGAUACAGCUGUGGACAUCGAAAUCAACGAAGCAGUCGUUACAGCAACAUGCAAUGAAAAUGGCGAGGUUACUCAUAGUAAUGAAAAUAGCGAAGCAACUAAAACAGCUGUUUGCAGUGAAAAUGGCAAGGAAGCUGCAGACAGUGAAAAUAACCAGAUAGCUGAGGUCAUUGAAAAUACAGAACCGGACUCCGUGAAUGCGUGCAUUGAAGAUGUGAAGUUAUUUUUAGAUAAUGAAAAAAUCGAAGCAACUGUAUGUGCAGGCAGUGAAAAUGACAAGACAGCCAUGAACAGUGAUAAUAACGAAUUAGUUUUAACAGACUCUGUCAGUGAAAAUGAAAAAGCAAUUAUAGGCAAUGAAAAGGGAACUUUUGUAAUAGCUGCAAGCAGUGAAGAUAGCAAAGCAGUUUUAACUUCAGACAGUGAAAAUACCAUUACAGCUGUCGACAUCAAAAAUAUUGAUGCAAGUCUUAUAUCUUCAACCUGCGAAAAUGGAAAAAUAUAUUUAUCCAACGAAAAUAUUGACGCCACUGUAAUAGCUACAAGUAGUGAAAAUGGCAAGAUGGACGUGGACAGUGAAAACAGUGAAGCAAUUGUAAAAGCUGCAGAUAGUGAAAGUGGCAAUACGACCACGAGCGGCGAUGAUAGCGAAGCGAUUGUAAAAUCUGCAGAUAGUGAAAGUGGCAAUACGACCACGAGCAGCGAUGAUAGCGAAGCGGUUUCAACAGGUGCAGUCAGUGAAAAUGGCAAAGAAGUUGUGGACAGUGACAGUGCUGUCGGGGAGGCAUCUGUGGGCAGUGAUUGCAACGAAGCAGUCGAACCAGCCGGAGGCAGUGAAAACGACGACGAAGUGGCAACCCGCAAAAACAUCGAAGAAAUUACAGGUAGUGAAAGUUCUGAGGCAGCUGCAACAACUUCUGACAGUGAAUAUUUGGAAGCCACCGCGAAAGCUGAGGACAGUGAAGACCGUGAAGUAGAAGUAACGGCUGUUGUUGAUGAAAACGACCGUGAAGUAGAAGUAACAGCCGUUGGAGUAGACGUGACAGCUGUUGUUGAUGAAAACGACGCGGCGGCAGGUAAAGGAGGCGAGGCGGACAUUAUUGCAGCUGAUGGCGGAAAUACUGGAGGAGUCUCAGCUGUGUUCAGCGAAGGCCGGACGGACGCAGGAACAACCCAGGAUAACCGCGGAAGGGUCUCGCCCGGCGGAGAAGAAAGCCAGGAGGAGCCGACGGCCAAUGUUCUCGCCCCAGGUAGUAGCGCGGCGAGCCGCCGGCGCCGGCGAUCGAUGGACGACGGGCUGCAGUCGGUUGCCAGGCGACGCGGCGUCGCCGGAGCGGACCGCGCGGUGUCGCCGCCUGGCGUCGCGGCGGCGAACUGCGACGGCGGGCGCGACGCGGCGGGAGGCCGUCGCGUCGGCAGUCGAUGCCCGGCCGAGCUGGCGCGCGGCGCGUUGACGCGCGCGGAGUGGUGCGACCGGGGGUGCCGCGAUGUUAAGGAAGACUGCGAGCCGUCCGACGCGCCAGCAGCUGGAGAGCAGGCGGGUGACGUCGAGCCGAGCGUGGUUCUCGCGGGGGUAGAGCUCGUGGAAACCGCGUGCGGCGCGACGGGCACUGUGGAGGGUGCGCAGGGGAGCGCGCGGCCGCGCGCGCCGCCGCCCGCCGAGUGCAAGAGCGGCCCGUGCGACGAGGAGUCCGGCACCGAGUCCCUCAACGACUCGCGCCGGUUCGGCGACUCGGCGAAGGAGUGCAGCGACAUCGAGGAGGACGGGCCGCGCGGAUCGAUCGGCGCGCGACCGCCCUCGCCGGGCGACCCGGCUGAUUGUCCCGGCCGCGGGUACACCAGCCUGGUGAUGAUCACCCAGGACGGCGGGCUCAAGGCGCCCGCGGUGAGCGUGGUGGCGACGGACACCACCACCGUGGUGCCCGGCGACGUGGUGGUGAGCCACACCAACUGGCAGCACCCGGGGAAGCCCGCCGGCCUGGCGGGGUACUUCACGCUCACCCUGGAGACGGACAGCCCCGUGCCGUCCACGCGGCGGCCGCUCGUCACCAGGAAGCUGCCGGACGUGGUCGGCGACCCGGGUGAAGAGCAGGUGAAGGUGGUGACCGGGGCGGACACUCUGUCGGCGGUGGUCUGCCUGGAGGAGGGGCUGGCCGACGACGACUCCUGGGUGGAGGAAAUGGACGACCGGACGAACGAGGAGGAAGACUUCGCGACGACCACCCCGACGGAGGACUCGUCGUCCGGCGACGAGGGCGGGCCGAUGGGCUGCUACGCCGACAGGGAGGAGGAGCUGCGAGGCUACCACAGGUCCGCGAUAGACUUCACCUUGCACACGAUAGUGGAGGAGAGUUGCGAGGACAGCGAGGUGGAGCAGGGCUCGGACAGGCCCAGGGCGAAGAAGCCGCGCCCCAACUCCUCGUCGGAGCUGGAGAAGUACUUCUUCUACGGCCUGGGCGGCGGUCCGGCGGUCUCCAAGGACGCCGACUCGCUGUCCGACUCGUGCAGCUCCGUCUACAGCGAGAGCACGGAGAGCCUGAGGGUGGAAGACGCCGUGGAGGAGGAGGAAGCCGACCCCGCCGACCUGGCCUCGUCGCGGCUGGAGAAGUACUUCCACUCGGAGUUCAUGAUGUUCGGCGCGGAGCACCACCGCGACUCUGACGGCAGCGGCAGCGUGGGCAGCGACAGCGAGGGCCGCCCCAGCCCGGAGCAGCGGCGCAAGAGGCUGGUGCGCGCGCGCAACGCCGGUCGCUCGCACGGCAGCUCGUCCGAGCACCUGGACCACUCGGGCAGCGAGCAGCACUCGGCGGCCGACACGCUCGUCGAGUCGGACGGCUCGUCCACGGAGACGGACGCGCACGACGAGCUGGCCGGCUUGGACGGCCAGUUCGACACCGUCAAGCGGAAGAAGAAGAAGCAGCGCUCCGCCUCGUCCUCUGACCUGGACCGCAGGCCCACGCCCACCGAGUUCCUGGAGCGGUCCGCGGCGGAGGACCCCAGGGCCGACGACGGCGACCUCACCUCCGACGAGGAAGGCUCCAAGACUCCGCAGCCCGAGUUCCUGCUGCCCGCGGACCUGUCCGCGUCGAGGAACAAGCAGCAGAGCCGGGACAGCGGCUUCGUGGGCAGCUGCGACGACCUGCUGAAGGAGCAGAGGAGCCACAGCGACUCCAGCAGCUGCAGCAACUCGGCCGAGGCCUCGAGGAAGAUGAAGCCCGGCUCAGACUGCUCGCCUUGCGGCUCGGACACAGACCGGCCCGCCGCGGAGGCGACCUCGACUCCCGUCGCGGCCGAAGGCGAGUCGUCGCCUCCAGCCGAGCACCAGCCGGACUGCCCGGUGUCCGCCCAGGCGACCCCUCCGCCGGCCACCGCGCUCUCCAGGAAGGACAGCUUCAACAACUGGAGCUCGGACGAGGAGACGAACCUGAUGAUGUCCAAGAUGCGCGCGUUCUUCAAGACCAUGGUGGCGGCGGCGAAUUGCGGGGGCGCCUCCAGCCCCGGGCCGGCCCAGCGCGGCGCCAAGCCGCCCCAGCUGGUCUACUUCGAGAGCGAGCUGACGCGGCUGAUGAAGACCGUCCCGGGGAUCCGCGACGACCAGGUCAAGGAGAUCGUCGAGUACCUGAGCAGCGAGGACACGUGGAGCGACUCGUACGACUCGUCCGACUACACGAGCUCGGACCUGGAGGGCGCCGCCGCCGCCUACUACCAGCACGCGGCGGGGGGCCGCUCCGAGCUGCAGGAGCAGAUCUCCGCCAGCUGCCGGCAGAUCAUCGACAAGUUCGACGUGAGCGGCGCGGCGGACUCAGCCCCGGAGCAGCAGCAGCAGCACCAUCGGGCGCCCGUGGUGUCGCGCGACACGGCGCUCGUGUACCAGCGGCUGGUCGCCUCCUUCGGCAGGGCGGCCGGCGAGCAGAGCGCCAGCUCGGACGGCAACUCGUCGCCGCACGGCUCGCCGCCGCUCAUCGCCAAGGUGAUGCACCACAUCGGCAGUCGCCUGGUGGCGCUGAUGCACGAGGUGUCUGGCGGCGAGGGAGGCGCCACCCCGGGGCCCCGGCCGCGCCACCUGCACCACCACCACCACCACCACCGGCGGCUGCAGCAGAAGCUGUCCUCCGCGUCCACCACCACCGAGGAGGACGACAGCCACACGGACACGGAGCCGGACGGCGGCGCGAGGCUGCAGCUGCUGCUGCCGCGCAGCAAGUCGCACGACCUGCUGCUGGAGCAGGAGGCGCGCGCGCAGCAAGGAGGUUGCGGCGGCGGCGGCGCGUCGGACAUGGCGGAGGAGCGCGGCGAGGCGAGCGACGGCGAGCGCUUCAGCUGGCGCGGCAGCUUCGAGUCGGCGCUGAUGGCGCCCGACUCGCGCACCCGCCUGUCGCUGCUGUCGUGCGGCGACGCCGGCUCGGCGCAGGCCCUCGUGGCCAAGCGGCUGUCGGCGGGAGACCUGCUGCUGGCCGGCCGGGCGCGCAGCCGCGAGCAGCUGGACCGCGUGCGCAGCUGCGGCAGCAUCGGGGGCUGCAGCGAGGAGCACAUCUGGGGGCGGCGCGGCGGCGGCGCGGCCGACGCCAGCGCCGAGUCGGGCGACGGCGACGAGGAAGACGACGACGACGACGACGACGACGACGACGAAGACCCGGAGCGCGACGCCGGGCCGGCUCGCUCCACCACGCUCCCGCGCAGCCUCCAGCAGACCUCCGCCCCCGGCGGCGGCGGCGGCACCAACUCGCUGCCGCGCCUGUCCGUGGCGCCCGCCGCCCCCUCCGCGUCCGUGCCCAGCACGCCGCACAUCCACAAGGCGCACUCGGUGCAGCACUUCCUGCAGAGCGGCAACGCCAAGUCGGCGCGCUACCGGCCUCCGGGCUUCAGCCGCCCCGCCGCCCCCAAGAGGGCCGUGUCCGCCCCCGGGCUGCAGCCGCCCGCCUCGCGCAGGCGCCGCCCCCAGCAGCUGCCCGCCGCCCUGCUGGCCUCCGACGAGGCGGGCCCGGCCGAGGAGUCGCCCCGCACGCCGCUCAGCCCCUCGCCCAUGGUGGGCGGCCGCCCCAGCCUGUCCGGGGGCAGCGUCUGCAGCGGCGACUGGCCCCCGGCGGAGGACGACGCGGACCGCCUGGUAGCCGUCCACCACAGUCGCAACAGCUCCACGUCGCUCGGGCCCCGCAGCGACUCCAUGGUGAGCGUGUACUCGGGCGCCGGCGAGGGUCGCUACGGCACGGUGGCCGUGCGCGGCGAGGUGGAGUUCGGCCUGCAGUACAACUACAAGGCGGGCGCCCUCGAGAUCCUGGUGCGGCAGUGCCGCGACUUGGCGCCCGUCGACGCCAAGAGGAACCGCUCCGACCCUUACGUGAAGGUGUACCUGCUGCCUGACAAGUCCAAGAGCGGCAAGCGCAAGACCAAAGUGAAGAAACACACACUCAACCCUGUUUUCGACGAGACUCUCAAGUUCCACAUGACGCUCAACGGGCUGGAGACGCGCACCUUGUGGCUGACGGUCUGGCACUCCGACAUGUUCGGGCGCAACGACUUCCUGGGGGAGGUCAUGAUGGGACUGGAGAACAAGGUGUUCGAUGACCCUCUGCCCAAGUGGUACACUCUUCAGGAGCGGACGGAGCCGUUUGAAGAUGUGCUGAGCUACAAGGGCGACAUCAUCAUCGGGCUGAAGUUCGUCCCGCCCGACGUGACGGUGGUGAAGAAGGGCAAGCGGUCGCGGGGGUCCCUCCACGUGCUCGUCAAGGAGGCCAAGAACCUGACCGCCGUCAAGGCCAACGGCACCUCCGACCCCUUCUGCAAGAGCUACCUGCUGUCCGACAAGGGCCGCAGCUCGAAGCAGAAGACGCCGGUGGUGCGGAAGAGCUGCCACCCCACGUGGAACCACACGUUCGUGUACGAGGACGUGAGCCUGCAGGAGCUGUCCGAGCGCAGCCUGGAGCUGACCGUGUGGGACCACGACCGGCUGGCGAGCAACGAGUUCCUGGGCGGCCUGCGCUUCAACCUGGGCACAGGCAAGUACUACGGCAAGGCCGUGGACUGGAUGGACGCCACGGGGAAGGAGGUGACCCUCUGGCAGCGGAUGCUGGAGCGACCCAACUUCUGGGUGGAGGGCUGCCUGACGCUGAGGGCCUCCCUGGACCACCGGAGCUCCUCGUAACGUCCGCCCCCGCCCGCGGCGCCCCCCCGAGUGACGGCCGCGCGCGACCCUCUGUCUGCGCAAGUGGCCCGUGCCGUCGGAGACCUGAUGGGAAUGUCGUCGUCCCCCUAGGGGGGGGGGGGGGGGGGGAUUGCGGUUUCGGGUCCCGUCCGCACGCACUCAGUCCGGCCUAAAUGGAAUUACAGUUGUUCCCGGUGCUAUAGACUGACUACUGUAGAUGAAGAGCAAACGUUGACGUAAUAGUCGUUCGAAGACUGCCGGGCUGCGAGGAAAUUUUUUUCCAGGGGGAUUCAGCAAGCCUUAGGUGACCACUCUCACGUCAGUUAGGUGUUGGAUGACAUUUGAAAUCACUUGAUUUAUAUACUCGGAGAUUAAAAAAAACCAUCUUUCAAAAUUAAUGGCCUGUGAGAAAGAAAAAAAAUUUGUCCUGAAUAAACUGUGACCCAUUUACUACCCAGGCGUAUACUUAGAGGCUACAGUACUGUCGUAGUUGACAUUAUUGUUUUAGCCUCCCGUGAAUGUCUGUGAAGGCUUAACGUUGAAACCAUCCUGCAUUCCCGGUGUGGGGGACAAACACGUUUCUCGCUGUGGGGGAGCAGACUUCUCCAACAGUCGACGGAAUGUGCUGACGACACGGUUGAAUUGUAGAACAACACGAUGUUGCCAUGGAAAUAAAAGAGUUUUUGUUUGAAUGCUGUAACUAUCGUUAGCUGAGCGCACACGAAUGUUCUCCGGCCCGAAGUGUGUCAAGUGUAAAGAGUAUUUUUGCACCUUGUAAAGAGCACAGUGUGAUUACUACAUCAUUCCAUUAGUUAGAUGUGUUCGUGAAGAUAAUGGUAUACUUAAAAAAAUGUGAUAUUUUUGCAAUUUUCUUAAAAGUAUAUGUAAAUAUGAGAUGAAAAUAGACUUAAAGUUGUUCUGAUUUGGGAUGUGAAUGUUUGAAAUUAUUUAUGAAGUAUUUUAACUUUGUUUGUUACCUUCUAAAGUUUAAACAGUAUUUAUCAUAGCUUCAAGUUUUUGAAAAUAUUGAUGUGUUCUUGUAAUUUUUUUUGUAAUACCAUUUUUAUUUGUGUAUAAAUAUUGAAAUACUUUAAGCACUCAGAUUUUACUAAGACAAUUUUUUUUUAUCAAUUUUUUCUAGAGUUCCAUCUGGUAAUCAAACUUAAUCAUAUGUGUACUUGUUAAAAGAAAUAGCAAAUGUUUUAAAGGUUACUUAAUUUAUUACAAGUUAUUUUUUACAUUUCUAUCAAUUGAGGCACAUGAAUAAAAUUUGUUUCCAAAAUUGUGCUCUUUGAUAACAAAUACCUACUAAGUUGGUACAAACAAGAUUUGUUGUGUAUAAAAUAUCAUUUGUGUUACAUUACGGCUGUACAAAUGUUAAAGGUAUUGUAUUUUGUAGUAGAUUGUUAGCUUUAAAAAUUUUAUUUUACUGGUGAUCCUCCUUUCCAAGCAGUUCUGUACAGUUCUACUGCUUGUGUCCUCAUUAUUUAUGUCUGCAGUAGAUAUUACUACGUAUUGAAGUGCUACACAUAUCUUGGGUGAGAGAUUCAUUUUCUACUUGGAAUAUUACCCUGCAUUCUAAAAAAUUUAACUCUUCGUUGUGGUGUCAUGCAUUUUUAAUGGAGUGCCUAGUGAUUGUGCAAUAACGAGAUUACGAGGCGAAUGUCACACCAUCCAUCUGUUCCCGCCUGUCCCUUCCAUUAGCAACAAUUCACCGCACACUCGUGUUGUGUGUUUUACAAGUGAAUAAUGUUUAGUAUUUUAUGUCUUCCUGAUCGGCGAGAUGUGUGUGGUGUUGAUGUUGUAUGAUGCACGUGAUCUCCCAGUCAUCGUGACGACGUUAACAAGUGUCUCUGCUCGGAACCAUAAAGAAUGCACACUGUUAAUUCUGUACUUUUGCAUUUGUAUGUUAACCUGUCAAAAAAAAAGUAUUCAAUUGAAGUUAAUAUGAUUUGUAUAUUUAUUAA